Messenger RNA from Lottia gigantea (owl limpet), 551 nucleotides. RefSeq lists its product as hypothetical. Lineage: Eukaryota; Metazoa; Mollusca; Gastropoda; Lottiidae. The record is from RefSeq and is a predicted model, not a curated record. The annotation marks the transcript as partial. The transcript has a single exon.
GAGUAUUAUAUUUUCUAAACGCCACCAUUAAUCCUAUUCUAUAUAAUCUCAUGUCCAGAAAAUUCCGCUCAGCUUUUAUCAGAACUCUUUGUCGAUGUUGUUUUAGUAAAGAAGAAUUGUUUGAACUACGAGGUACUAGCCGCUCGGUGUUAUAUUCUGAAAGAGUGGCGUUAAACGGACGAACCAAUGUGUAUGGUCGAGAAACACCCAUCAUGUCAAUGAAAUAUACAAACGGUUGUAGUUUUAGAAGUCGUGAAGAUUUGUGUUUAAAACAAUCACCUCGGUCCACAUCGCGGAAUACCUUACUUCAUGUUAAAGGUAUGACUUAUUCUGAGAGAAAUUUAUUACAGAUAUACGAUAAAAACACUAAAUCCCAGUCUAAAUCUCUUACUUCUAGUCCUGUUCAUAGUUUAAAUAAUCUAAGACAAGUUCCUAGCGAGUGUAUGAACUCUCUAAACUCUGUGAAUUAUUCUAGCUCAAAACUCAGUGCCUCGACUCAUUGUGUCCUGUUAACAGGCAGUUCUAAUAUGUCUCAAGAUUCAUUUGUAUAA